Knipowitschia caucasica is the source of this 741-nucleotide messenger RNA. NCBI's taxonomy places the organism in Eukaryota, Metazoa, Chordata, Actinopteri, Gobiiformes, Gobiidae. The record is from the annotation of a GenBank genome assembly.
AUGAACGCAAUAAAAGUGGAACUCACAGCCCGGCUGAGGGACGUGGGGAGGGAGGUGGUCCCACAUGUUAUGCGGGUCAGGCGCCGGAAAUCAGACCAUCUGAAGAGUGACCCCAAAUCCACAAGGUCCCUGCUUCGCUUUUUCGGCCUCCUGGGAGGCUACCUCAUAGCGACCACUGGACACCGUAAGGGUGUCCUGGUGAAUAUGCUGGUCACAGAGGUCCAGGAGGCCAAAAAAGUGUCCCGAGGGCGCAGGUUGAUAAGGGUGAAGCAACAUAAAACGCAGCGCUACUUUGGUGAAGCGUCGAUACCCUUGAGUGUUGACGAGUACAAGUGGCUGGAAACGUAUAAUGGCAUCAGGGGAGAAGUAGAAGGGGGCUCAGCCCGCACCUUUUUCCACAUCUCCAGUGGACAGCCAUUGUUAAAGCUGCCCACGUAUUUCCAAAAUCAGUGGGAAAGGAACAUCCCGGAUGUAAUCAGGGGGCGGCCUGAUGUCACCCCGCCCCCUGAUGUCACCCCCCCCCCUGAUGUCACCCCGCCCUCUGAUGUCACCCCGCCCCCUGAUGUCACCCCGCCCCCUGAUGUCACCCCGCCCCCUGAUGUCACCCCGCCCCCUGAUGUCACCCCGCCCCCUGAUGUCACCCCGCCCCCUGAUGUCACCCCGCCCCCUGAUGUCACCCCGCCCUCUGAUGUCACCCCGCCCCCUGAUGUCCCCCGCCCUCUGAUGUCACCCCGCCCCUGA